Messenger RNA from Halichondria panicea, 2063 nucleotides. RefSeq lists its product as uncharacterized. NCBI's taxonomy places the organism in Eukaryota, Metazoa, Porifera, Demospongiae, Suberitida, Halichondriidae. The transcript has 9 exons. Bases 106 to 1983 code for a protein of 625 amino acids. The record is from RefSeq and is a predicted model, not a curated record.
CCCUUUAAUGUACUAGAUAACAGUCCCUGGCCCUAUAGUCAUACUAUAGAUCUAUGAUUCAUUUUCUACUACAUAGCUAUAGCUUGGCACACCUACUAUGCUUUGAUGGAUGACACUAGUUUGACAUUCCUUCUGUUUGUGGGGACAUUCACCAUAGCUGUAAAAGCCCAGCAGUUUACAAUUGAGCCUGAGUCAGUGGUACAAGCCGAGGGAUUAUUGGCAGAAUUUGAGUGCCUGUCUCCUGGAGCACUAGGUCAUAUUUGGUUUGUGAAUGGUAUAGGGUCUACAAGCCUUACAUCUGAAAUCAGAGUAGUUGAAGGAAGUGAAGGUCGUCCCUCAGUGCUGACCAUUCCAGCUAGCUCACAGUUCAACAACAGUGUCAUUCAGUGUGCAGCAGCUUCAGUGAGUGGUGUAGUGUUCUCAAAGAAUGCAACCUUGAUAUUUGAGCGUGUAAUUCUUGAGGUGUUGAAUGGUGAAACCAAAAUUACCGUCUCCGUAAUGAAUAAUUUCACUAUGAAUAACCUCGCCUAUCGUGUGGACAUCUCCCUGGUGCCUCUUGUCACCAAUGAGAUGGUUGCGCUUUCUCCUCUAAAUGGGAUUCAAAAUCAAGUGCAAUUUAAUUAUCAACAACUUAAGAACCACACUGUCUGUGAUAUAUUCACCUUCACUGUAACUCCAAUUACUAGUGAGUCAGGAAUGGAAGGAAGGUCCAGUGAACCAGUCACUGGGUUCUUUACACGAGUAACAGAUAAUAACAAUGUCGCUCCCCUCAUCAGUCAGGGAAGAAAUGUGUUGAGGAAAAUAGUACAUCUCGGUGGUAUGGUACCCAACUGUACCAGCUUCACCUCCUACCAAGUGACCUCUGACAUAUCACCACCCAUCAAUAAGACCAUCGAAGAUCCCCAAAUGAUAAAUGUCUCUCUUCCCACUGACCGGAUAAUCAACAUAUCUGUGACAUUUACUUCGAUCAUGGGUGUGCGCCUCAUAUUCAAGGACAUGCUAAUCAGAACAACUGAUGUUCAAGAUUUGAGUGUGGACGUUUGCCCUGAAGGAAACUGUGCGAGCAUUGAGUAUGUUGAAGGUACCAUCUCUCCCGGAGCUCUUGUCUGUGUGAUAGGUGUAUUGUCUGACAACUCAUUGGACUUAGAAAGCAUAAGGCUGCUGCCAAUUCGACGGAAUAUAAGUGACCAUUUUACCAUCCCGGUGGCUGUUAGUGGAAAUUACAGUGUGGUUGCAUUUGACCUUGAGAACAACAAUAUGAGUGUACCAAGAAUUCCCAUGUCUGUGGCGGCUGACGAUGAAACUAUGUUUUUGAGUAAUGAAUCUUCCAGUGAACCAAAUUCUCCACCUAAUUCUGAGGGCAUCACUGUCACUAAACUAUCAAAUGGAAGUGCUGAAGUGACCUGCACUACCACUGGCCAGAGUUGUCUAGCGUUGUUUCAAUCUAAAACCUCUCCAACCUCUCUUGAUCCGAUGGUGAUGAUUGGUUUUAUUGAAUCACCUAAUGACAGAACCACUGUCACUCUUAAUGCCACUUCCGAUGUUUAUGUGGUAGUGUACACUUGGAACAGUGAUUCUGGUGAGACCAUCUUUGAUGGGAAGGUAUCCUUCAUUAGUCAAGUGGAGCUACCAACUACUUUUGCAGCUCCUCCCCCUACACAAUCACCUCCUGAUACUACUGGAUCUCCAGUUCCAUCGCCCAUGAUAGUACUAAUAGCAGUUGAGGUUCCAGAGUCAGAUGGAAUAGUGGAUUGGUCAUCAACAUUUGCAGGAAUUGAGCAGCCUAACGAAGCUUAUGCUCCAGUACUCAAGAGGAAAAUUGCUCAUGAGCAGACAAAGAAACCACGGGGACAAAGGGUCGAUGACUCACAAGCCCCGGCAACAACAGAGGGAGAGUAUGAAAGCAUUGAGCCAGUUCAUGAGUAUGAGGAUGUGUUGCCUCAGGGAAAAGCAAGUCGUGCAAAUUAUGUUAACGUUAACUGACAGAUUUCUACAUUUAUUUUUAUCCCACACAUUAAUUUGUAUACCGUAUAGCGGGAAAUAUUCGCUGGUGCACAUUUUCA